AUGGACUUUGACCCGACAACUCAUCCCCAUCGUCGCUACAACCCGUUGACUGGAGAGCAUGUGCUCGUGUCUCCACAUCGCAACAAACGGCCGUGGCAAGGACAGACAGAGCCGCCGAAUCCUACAAAGCUCCCAGAAUAUGACAGCAAAUGCUAUCUAUGCCCAGGGAAUUCGAGAUCUGGUGGUCAACUGAACGACAAAUACACUUCUACGAUGGUAUUCGAAAAUGACUUCCCAGCCGUACUCCCACCACCUGGACCAGAUGCUCCUCCAAACGCGCAUCCGCUGCUGCAAGCCACUCCUGUUCAAGGAGGUUGCGAUGUCAUCAUAUUCCACCCACGGCACGAUCUAACACUCGCUCGAUUAUCUCCAAAGGAUAUCGAACCGAUCAUACAGGAGUGGAAACGCAUCUAUCUCAAGCGCGGCGCCCAGCCAGGAAUCAAAUAUGUGCAAAUCUUCGAGAAUAAAGGCUCGAUGAUGGGAUGCAGCAAUCCUCAUCCCCAUGGUCAAGUGUGGUCCCUCAGCGAGGUUCCAACUUUUCCCUCCACAGAACUGAAGCAUCUCCAUGAGUACAGUGAACAGCAUAUUCCAGACUCUGGUGCUCCAAGAGGUCCGGGUGGCAAGCCAUGCAUGCUCUGCGAAUAUGUCCACUAUGAACUAUCUAUUCCACGUGAAGAAGGGAGAAUCGUUUUACAGAACAAACAUUGGGUGGCGUUGGUUCCCUAUUGGGCAGUAUGGCCGUUCGAAGUCAUGUUACUUCCCCACCAUCGACAUAUACCUGGUCUGAACCACCUCACUGCCGAAGAGUCGACGACGUUUGCUCAAAUCAUAAGCCAACUCACUAUUCGCUACGAUAAUCUCUUCCAGACCUCAUUUGCGUAUUCUAUGGGAAUCCAUCAACGGCCUACCCCUGGCGACUCCGAGCAACUCGACAAGGAUGACAUUGCGCACCUCCAUCUGCAUUUCGAUCCUCCCCUCGCGAGGAGUGCUACUAUUCGAAAGUUUAUCGUAGGCUUUGAAAUGAUGGGAGAGCCUCAGCGGGAUUUGACGGCGGAGCAGGCAGCAACGCGAUUGAGAGAGUGCAGCGAUGUGCAUUUCAUGGAGUCGUCCGAAUAG
Serendipita indica DSM 11827 is the source of this 1116-nucleotide messenger RNA. The record is from the annotation of a GenBank genome assembly. Lineage: Eukaryota; Fungi; Basidiomycota; Agaricomycetes; Sebacinales; Serendipitaceae.